Molecule: messenger RNA, 1032 nt
Organism: Aureobasidium namibiae CBS 147.97
Lineage: Eukaryota; Fungi; Ascomycota; Dothideomycetes; Dothideales; Saccotheciaceae
Product: ankyrin repeat protein
Exons: 2
Coding region: 1-1032 (343 amino acids)
Biological process (GO): nucleoside metabolic process
Molecular function (GO): catalytic activity
Source: RefSeq, a predicted model, not a curated record
AUGAAUAAGUUCAAUACUCUGGAACGAGGCGAACUAUACACUGUCGGCUGGAUUGCUGCUCUCGCCAAAGAGCUGGCAGCAGCACUUGCUAUGCUGGAUGAGAGGCACGGCAAACCAGACGACUUUGGAAAGCCCUCCUCUGACAAGAACUCGUACCACUGGGGUCGAAUCAGAGGGCACAACAUCGUCAUAGCCUCACUAGCUGCCGGAGUCUAUGGUACCACCUCUGCUGCAACCACAGCAAUCCAGAUGCUGUCUGCUUUCCCAAACAUCAAAGUCGGCCUGAUGGUCGGUAUUGGAGCAGGUAUCCCUAGACCGAAGCAGAAGCGUGACAUUCGACUAGGCGACGUCGUGGUCAGCCUUCCACAAGGACAGUCCGGUGGUGUACUCCAGUAUGACCUUGGGAAGAGGAGCACUACACGCACCUUUGAGCGUGUUGGCUUUCUCAACGCACCUCCUGAGGCUCUCCUCAAGGCUUUGACGUCACUGCGAGCGCAAGUCAGAUUGGAAGGCUCAAGGAUGCCGUCUUUUCUAGAAGACAUGCUAGAGCGAUAUCCUCAGAUGGCAGAGAAUGAACCAGACGAACCAGGAUAUAUCUACCAAAGACAGGAGAACGAUACUCUCUUCGAAGCUUCGUACGUGCACACAAGCGACACAGAUUGUAACGAUUGCGAUCGUACCAGAAUCGUUGCCCGUACUGCGCGUCAAAAUCCGAGCGUCCCUCGGAUACAUUAUGGAGUGAUUGCGUCAGGAAACAAACUCGUCAAAGAUGCCAUCGAACGAGAUCUCAUACUGAAGGAGUCUGGAGAGGACUGUAUCUGUUUGGAAAUGGAAGCGGCUGGACUCUUGAACUCCUUUCCAUGUCUUGUCAUUAGAGACAUCUGCGACUAUGCUGACUCCCACAAGAACGAUGAUUGGCAGGAGUAUGCUGCAGCAACAGCUGCUGCUUAUGCCAAAGAGUUUCUAGGAUUCGUGGACAAUCAGGACCUAGCUCAAGCAACGAGGGCCAUCGAGCGAUUUGAAAGAAGUUAG